UUCAUCCGGGUCCUUCAGUGCACGUUAGCAAGAAUCCAACAUGGCGGCGUUGGGAGUUUGCCGGUAUCUGCAAAGAACUCCAAUUUUGAGUCAGGUUCGAAAGUUUGGGGUCACCUCAGUAGCAAGAGCCCAAGAACUGGUUAAGCCUCCAAUCCAUUUGUUUGGUAUUGAUGGACGUUAUGCUCAUGCAGUAUACUCGGCUGCGGCCAAACAAAAACACCUAGACAAGGUUGAAGAAGAGCUCAACAACGUAGAUAAAAUGAUCAAAGGAAGUGAAAAGUUGUCUGAGUUUUUAAUGAAUCCCACAACCAAUAAAAGACAAAAACAAGCUGCACUGGAAGAGUUGUUAAAGGCACAGAAGAUGUCUGAUCUUACUAUUAAUCUUUUAACAACCAUGGCUGAAAACAAUAGGUUGAAACUUAUUUCUAGUGUGGCCAAUUCUUAUGGCAAACUAAUGAGUGCAACAAGAGGAGAGGUCUUGUGUACUGUUACCACUGCUAAGGAACUAGAUAAUGCCAACUCGAAAGAGCUACAGGCCGCAUUGAAGAUGUUCUUAAAGAAGGGUGAAACUCUUAAACUUGAGACUUUGGUUGAUCCCUCCCUCAUUGGCGGCAUGGUGGUUAGUUUUGGUGACAAACACAUUGACAUGUCCAUUGCCAAGAAAGUCAAGGACAUCACCAACGUCAUGAAGGAAAGUUUGUAAAACAUUUCAUUUUGUUGAUGACCUUGUUUUGUGUGUUGUGAAUUCUUGAUUGGACAAUUGUAAAAUAAAAGUCUUUUAAAUUCA
Molecule: messenger RNA, 787 nt
Organism: Actinia tenebrosa (Australian red waratah sea anemone)
Lineage: Eukaryota; Metazoa; Cnidaria; Anthozoa; Actiniaria; Actiniidae
Product: ATP synthase subunit O, mitochondrial
Biological process (GO): proton motive force-driven ATP synthesis
Molecular function (GO): proton-transporting ATP synthase activity, rotational mechanism
Source: RefSeq, a predicted model, not a curated record